This is a messenger RNA of Scheffersomyces amazonensis, 1151 nucleotides long. RefSeq names its product 25S rRNA (uracil2843-N3)-methyltransferase. Bases 123 to 1091 code for a protein of 322 amino acids. Lineage: Eukaryota; Fungi; Ascomycota; Pichiomycetes; Serinales; Debaryomycetaceae. The record is from RefSeq and is a predicted model, not a curated record. The transcript has a single exon.
AAAUGUUUACUGUAUAUGGCUUACCCGCAACAGGUAUUUAGGUUUUAGGCAUCUCAAGACCUAUUCUUAUAGUUGUAAAACUAAAAAGUAUUCAAUUAUAAGUCAUUAUAUAUAGGUGUAGAAUGAGUAGUAGAAGAUCGCAGAAGUAUCAAAGUCGUCAUGUGGAUCGAGAACCUGAAGAGGAAGUCCAGCAGGAUAUUACGAAUCAACUUCCAUUUACUACUACUAAUACAUUAGAGCCAUCGCAAAUCAUAAAGUUAUAUGAACAUUCAUUCAGAAGUGUUUUGGAAUCUCCCGAUUUAUUAGAUCAUGUUCAAACAGUCAAGGGAGAUUUGUUUAAUAGAGAUUAUAUCACUGCCUUUAGUGAUGAAGAUAGACGAUUGGCUUAUGUUGCAAGAUGGACUCCCUAUAGAUCAUUAUGUUAUGCAUCAUUAUUUUCAUCCUUAGAACCAAUAGUUGAAUUAUUUAAAAAUAAUGAUAAUACUUCCAAUGUGCUAUGUGUUGGAGGUGGAGCAGCAUCAGAAUACGUUGCAUUGGUUUCUGUAUUUAGUCGAUUGAGAAACAGUUCUAAUUCAGGAAUUUUAUCAGCUCAAAUUAUAGAUAUUGCAGAUUGGUCAUCCAUUAUAAAUUCAAUUGAAAAGUAUGUCAAAUCAUAUUGGAUUCACAAUCCUGAUAAAUUAUUAACUGACUUUGUUCAUGAUGAUAUAUUAAAAUUAAACAAUUCAAGAAUAAAUUUUGAAAGUCUUGAUUUAAUUACUUUGCUUUUCACUACUAAUGAAUUAUUUGCUGAAAAACGUCCAGAAACUAUUAAAUUUCUUCAACACCUUAACUCCAACUGUAAAUCAGGUUCCUUAUUGUUGAUAGCUGAAAGUGCUGGUUCAUUUUCCAAUAUAACUAUUGGAACUAAGAAAUUUCCCGUUCAAUUCUUGGUUGAUAUGGUUCUAGUUGGUAAACCGGGAGAAGAUAAUGGUGCUUGGGAAAUUAUAGAAGAGAGUGAAAGUUGUUGGUAUAGAAUAAAUCCAAAAGAAGUGGAUUAUGCAUUAAAAUUAGAAAAUAUGAGAUUUUUCUUUAGGUUAUAUAGAAAGAAAUAAUCAAAUAAACGAUGAAGAUCAUGAGACACUUUGCAUAAAUCUUAUAUUAAAUUUCGCAAC